This is a messenger RNA of Culex quinquefasciatus (southern house mosquito), 5512 nucleotides long. It is a transcript of the gene Nhe2, whose product is annotated as sodium/hydrogen exchanger 3. The record is from RefSeq and is a predicted model, not a curated record. Bases 903 to 5060 code for a protein of 1385 amino acids. Gene Ontology annotation, biological process: proton transmembrane transport; sodium ion transport; regulation of pH. Gene Ontology annotation, molecular function: sodium:proton antiporter activity. The transcript has 25 exons. Gene Ontology annotation, cellular component: membrane. Lineage: Eukaryota; Metazoa; Arthropoda; Insecta; Diptera; Culicidae.
CGAAUCAUUUCAGUUGCUGCAGCAAGAAAUGGCGGCCGCAUCCAGCUCGGUGGUGAAAACGCAGUUUCCCGGUCGUCCAUCAGAGUUAACCCUUUGUGCAGGGGGGUGGUGGUGUUGGUCUGCGGAGCUCGUUCCGGGUGAAAAUCGGUCCUUUUCCGGCCCCAAACAGACAACUUCCGGCGGCGGACGGGGCUUCUAGUGGGGUGGCCACACUUUCCCGACCCCCGGGAGUGAGAAUCCCCUGGAAAAGUGUGUGAAAAGUGGAGUGGAUUUUUCCUUUCGGUGGAUGGAAAAUUUUGUUACAUAAGUGGUUCGUGUGCAACCUGUCCCUGGAGACGGUUCUGGCCAGGGGGAAGGAAUUUAUGUGGCCGUAUUUCCACGAGAAUUAACGAUAAGUGUUUGUUCCAAGUAUUUUAGUGUUGAUCCAACCAAAAAGUACUAAAAAUGUGAAACUUUGGUGGUCUAAAAAGUGUGCAAGUGUGGAUGAUCAAGAGGAAAAUCGCUGGCACAAAGCGUUAGCACAAACAAAAAAAAAAGGGAAAACUGAAAAUUCUGGAGAUUAUAUAAUUUUCCAAAUUUCCCGGAAUAAUUUCCCCACAUUUGCGCUGCUGUUCAAGGUUGCAGCGAGAGCAAACAUCACACCACACAUGCUCUAGAAAGAUACACGACUGAAGCAACUUAAACUAAAUAACACAAGCCCCAUCAGCCAAAGUGGUUCUCGUCUAUCAUCCGAGCCAAAGAAAAAUAUCAGAAAAAAGUCAACAUAAAACGCAAGUAAAUAUUUGUCGCGCGCGCGGAGAUACAAAUUUCGGACGAAACGCACAAUACUCCGCACACAAAGAGAAAAACGCCCACGCGCACACCACACACAAACACACAAACGCAACCGGAAUGUCCGCUCAAUGAAAGGUGGCAGAUCGUCGGUUGCUCGCGGACCCUUGCCGGAAGUGUCGUCGUCCACGAUGGAGCAACAUUGGAGCAGAAUCUCCCGGACGGCGGCCACCGUGCUCGAGCAGGAGGUGAACCUGUCACGGCGGGCCUGCCGGGUCGUGCCGGAACCGGUUCCAACGAAUGGUGCUAAACCGGAACAGGAAGAAUCCGGCGUAAAUAGUGAGGAGGGUUGUGUUGGGGAUGCUAGGGCCAGGUUCCUUAGGAACGAAGAAGAGGAAGAAGAAGUUGGGAAGAAGCAGAAUUCCAGUGGCCACGUUCAGUUGAGUUGUUCCGUUGUUGUUGGUUUGAUUGGUCAAGUUUUCCUGUUAGUUAAGGCACUACUAGUGAUGGGUUAUGUUGGUGGGUCCCGGAAGGGUCGUCCCGUCGGAAGCAGUAGUUUUAGCAAGUACCUAGUGAAGUUGGGCAUCUGUGUGGCUGUGGUAACCGUGCUGUUGGCCGAGGGCGGUGGAUUUGUGUUAGCUAGACCCAAUCGUAGCAAUGUGCUGGCAGGAGGUAGCGGCAGCGAGGAGGCGGCGAUGUCGUCGGAACAGCUGGUGGCCACGCCGGGGCUGGCCGGCUUCGGUUCCCUGGGGCCAAGCGAGAGUCAAUUAAAACGAUCCGCCGAGCUGGCCUCGAUAGUGUCCUCGACGGUGCCAUCGGACGGAGCAGGAGGAGGCAGUGGUUCCUCGCGGCAGGAUGGUGAAACUGGCCACGACGAGGAUGGCCAUGCCACUGGAGGGCACGAGGUGGAACGAUAUCCAGUGGCGCAGGUGGAAUUUUCCCGCGUCGAGACGCCCUUCGUGAUUGGCGUGUGGAUCCUGUCGGCCAGUAUAGCGAAAAUCGGUUUCCACAUGACGCCCAAGCUGAGCAAAAUGUUCCCCGAGUCCUGCCUGCUGAUUGUGGUGGGUGUCAUCAUCGGGGUGCUGCUGAGGUACGCCACCAACCUGCACGUGUCCCCGCUCACGCCGAACACGUUCUUCUUCUAUAUGCUGCCGCCGAUCAUCCUCGAUGCCGGGUACUUUAUGCCCAACCGGAUGUUCUUCGACAACAUUGGCACGAUCCUGCUGAUGGCGGUGGUCGGAACGAUAUUUAACAUCUCCACCAUCGGCUUCUCCCUGUGGGGGUGCGGCCUCACCGGAAUCUUCGGGGUGGACCUGCCGUUCCUGCACGUGUUCCUAUUUUCGUCGCUCAUCUCGGCCGUCGAUCCGGUCGCGGUGCUGGCCGUGUUCGAGGAGAUCCACGUCAACGAGGUGCUGUACAUCGUCGUGUUUGGCGAGUCGCUGCUCAACGAUGCCGUCACGGUCGUGAUGUACCACAUGUUCGAGUCGUACAACGAGAUUGGCACCUCCAACAUCGAGGUGAUCGAUAUCGUAUCCGGCGUGGCGUCGUUUUUCGUGGUCGCCCUUGGCGGCACGAUCAUCGGUGUCAUCUGGGGAUUCCUGACCGGGCUGGUCACGCGCUUCACCGAUCACGUGCGCGUCAUCGAGCCGAUCUUCAUCUUCGUAAUGGCCUACCUGGCGUAUCUCAACGCGGAGAUAUUCCACAUGAGUGGCAUUCUGGCCAUCACCUUCUGCGGCAUCACGAUGAAGAACUACGUCGAGCAGAACGUGUCGCACAAAUCGCACACCACCAUCAAGUACGCGCUGAAAAUGCUGUCCUCGUCGUCCGAAACCAUCAUCUUCAUGUUCCUGGGCGUGGCCACGGUCAACAACCGGCACAUCUGGAACACCUGGUUCGUCCUGCUGACAAUAGUAUUCUGUUCCGUGUUUAGGAUCAUAGGUGUUUUAAUUCUAUCAGCGAUGGCAAAUCGAUUUAGGAUACAUAAAUUAUCUAAAGUAGAUCAAUUUGUUAUGUCUUACGGAGGCCUUCGCGGUGCGGUCGCCUUCGCCCUGGUGCUCCUCGUCUCGCCGGACCACAUUCCGCUGCAGCCGAUGUUCGUGACGACCACCAUCGCGGUUAUCUACUUCACCGUGUUCCUGCAGGGCAUCACCAUCAAGCCGCUGGUGCGGGUGCUGAACGUGAAGCGCGCCAACAAGCGUAAGCCCACGAUGAACGAGCGGAUCCACGAGAGGUUUAUGGAUCACAUGAUGGCCGGCAUCGAGGACAUCGUCGGCAAAACGGGCAAUUACAAUAUUAGGGAUAAGUUUAAGAGAUUUGACAAUAGGUUCAUUCGUCCAUACCUGAUUAAGAAUUUACAGGGUCCCGAGCCGAAGAUUCUGGAAACGUACUCGAAGCUGACGAUGCGCGACGCGAUGGACUACAUGCGCCGGAACCCGUCCACGAUCGGCCAGAUGUCCGGCACCGAGUCGAUGAGCGCCCUGUUCCGCAACUACACCGGCGUCUUCGGUGGCAGGUGCGGGGCCUCGUUUCUGGGCACAUGCCCUAGUUUCUCGAAUCUGGAGAACUCAACGCGUAAUCUGGACAUGCAGGAGCUGGACUACAAUCCGUCGAAGAAAGACUUGACCGACGCAAAGAUUCACCAUUUGCUAUCGGUGGAACUGAAACCGUACCGAAGGGCAUCAACGCAUAUGCAUGAUAACAAGCAUCGAAGACUGAGCUACAGUCGGCACGCAGUCGACGACAGAGAUCUUACGACUCAGCAAGUAAACUACAAAAUGCAAAUGAACAUCCGGCGGAUGAUCAGCGAGAAGAAGCAUCACAAGCGAAGUAAACGAGUAAAGGACGGCAAGCAGCAGAACCACGUCUCGUUCCCGGAGUUCGCGCAGAACGGGUCGGCCAAACAGUUUGCGCACGACUACAUCAACGAAGUUCUGCACGAGGACAACGAGGACGAGGAGAGGCUAGCGGCGGGACCGGCCGAUGAUUGGGACGGUGGUGGUCUGACGUUCACCGCCAAAUCGUCACCUGAAUCCCCGGCCAGUGGCCGCCUGAAGUCCGCGACUACCCCGACCGACCGGGGUAGCACAGGUGCCAACAUCGGUGGCGGUUCCGCGACGAGCGCCGCCGGAACCGGUUCCGCCGAAGGUAACGGCCAAGGUGCGGCCGCGGCUGCUUCCGGCAAGCCCAAUAACAGCUCACUGAUCGCCCAAAUCACGAGCCUGCCCGGGUUCGAUCCGACGAAGGCCCGAAUCGUCAAGCACGUUUCGAGCAAGUUUUCCUCCUCUUCCUCGAACACCAACAUCAACAACGGCGGCGGUGGUGGUGGCUCCGGGGAUCAGGUCACCUUCUCCGGGGCCCGCACUCCCUCCGAACGGCCGGAACGUCUGCUACCGACGGCGGCCGAGUCGUUUCUGCCCUGGCGCAGGGACAGGUCGUACCAGAGCUUCGUUGACGAGAAUGGUGAGCCCACCAAAAUCGACAAACGCUUCUCCAGAGAGUCGAGAGAUUCUGAAGCGGAAACCCGCGUCCAGACGCCCACCGCCAUCGAGGCCGUGCUGCCAUGGAAGCGGGCCGACCAGGACGACGAAAACGGUGCUAUCAAACAGAACGAGUUCCCCUCGUGGGCCUCAAACAAGGAGUAUUUAGCUUAUAAUUCACCAAGUGCAACAUUUUUAGGUGGCCUAACCCAACCUAAACAGGCCAAGUCUGUAAUAGGUCUGUUCCGGCGGGAGAGUUCCGGCUCGGGUGGCAUCGUGAUCGGCGGGGUGACCGACUCGGAGACGUCGACCCCGGUCACCGCCACGACGCCCAUCGGCCGCGUCAAGAAGGACAAACGGUCCGCGUCGAUUGCCGGCUACAUCACGGUCGAUUCCGGCGGCGCCGGGUCGGACGCGCUUAACGGGGACCCGCUGGGAGUGUCGCGGGCUGCCGUGCCGCACGCCAAUGCCUUCCCCGUUACGGCCAGCCACCGGCGGAACAACCGGCGGGGCUCGAUGCUGGAACUGAGCGGGUACAACACAUCCGACUAUGUCGAUUUUACUAUUGUCUCCCAUCGUCGCUUGUCGAUGAAAUGCUGGUACUUGUUGAUAACUUUUUUUUUAACCUUCAAUCAAAACACUCUCAUCACUAAUCUCCUUCAAAACGAAAUUAAAAUUAUCGUACCACAAUUCGGCACAGCUCCAGCAGAGGAGAGCCCUCCUCAAAAUUCUGCAACUAAUCUCCUCUUCGCUCCGGAGGGGAACCACACCGUGGAGGCACAGACAAACAGACGAGGCGCUUCGAGUUCUUAGGCAUGGAUCAGUACAAACGGCCAAUUUGAAUUUGCAUUAGUUCACUUUUUGUCCACUCCUACAAGUGGUAGCGCUGUUUUGAUAUUUAAUUUUUAAUCAGUUCAUUUUAAACCUGACGGUCUGACAUUCACAUUCAUUGCAAACAUUUACCAACAUAUUUUUUUUUUCAAAAACUAUAGAAACAAAUGGUGCGUAAAUAGAAAAAAAAUAUUUUUCGGGAUUUUUUUCCUGAUCUGAUUGAUUUGGUGUCUUUGGUAAAGUUGUAGUUAUUCAAAAGGUCUAUUCAGAAGAAAUUGUUUGAAAAAUUGCCAAAAAAUAACUUCAUCAACUUUGUAGUUUUUGACAAGAAUUAUUCAGAACACGUUACUUAAUCCACCUUUAGGUGGUUGGUGCCUUCCUCAUAUUCAUAAAGUAAAUACAUUCAGUAAAAAUAGCAACAUUCCCCCUUGACA